AUGAGAGGUUUCGAGGCGCGAUUGCUCAGCGCAUAUGGACAUAGGCUGAGUCCACGGACACCACCCUCUCCCGCAGCAUUUCUCGAGCCGGCGAAAUGGCGGCAGCUCGUCCACUGCCGAGCCAGUUCGGCUCAGGCGAAUCGUCGAACAAAGUCCCUUGACCGCACGACUCCUAAUCCGGCAAAUUCACACCACGAAGAACAGCCCGCGUAUCCGUCCAUACCGCUGGAAGGCUUCGUGCCAGCGACACCGAUCUCGGAUCGAGAUCUCGCGAGCACGAGACCCGCGAAGCUCGAGACGCCGGCGCCGUUGAAACAGGAAGACUACAAUGGCCAAAUACCGAUCGGCGACCGGGCACGAUGGUUCUUCCGUCUCGGCAAGUCAUACCUGGCCUUCUACAAGACGGGGUUCAAGAACGUGUGGCAGAAUUACAAGGAACUGAGGAAGAUCCGCGCCGUGGUGGGAGGAAACCGCACGCUGGAGGAUGUGGUCAAGUAUGGCGUCAGGGGCGCAGGCACAGGCAACGACGAUUCCGUGCCCGCACCAGUUCUCACGCGCAAGGACUACCAGCUUGCUCUCCGGACACGGCACGACGUCGGGAAACUGGUGCCCUUCUCGAUCGUGUUCGCCAUCUGCGGCGAGUUCACGCCGCUGGUCAUCCUGGCGAUCGGAUCCGCCGCCGUGCCGUACACGUGCCGCAUCCCCAAGCAAGAGCAAGGUGAUUUCCUGCGGCCCGUCAAGAUCCAGCCCAGAUACGCGGCACAAGUGGAAAGGAUCCUCGCCCGGGCGGCACAAACACCCCAGAGCGGCGUGCAAACCCCGACGAGCAUGCAGUGGAAGCAGGAGUUCGUCCAAGCCUACCGUCUGCAUGUGAAUCCGUUUUCGUAUCCCGCGCCCGUGCUGGGACGCUGGUGGCACACAGUCUACUCGCGGCCGCGGCUGCAGCGGCACUGCGAAGAAGUCCUCUGCGACACGAUCCUGAUCCGGCGAGAAGGCGGGUUUGACAAACUGCCGCCGCGCGAGGUCUUUGAUUGGAGUCUGAAAUACGGCCUGCGCACGCUCACCGAGUACAUGGACGAUCUGCAGCGCGAGGGGCUGCCUAUCGACCCGGACUCGCCGGAGUUGAAGAGACUUCUGCUCCCUGUCGUCGAAGCCGAGGCCGAGUAUAUCCUCGCCGUCGAUUGGGAGCGGCUCAACCCGCAGAAUCAUUGGCUCGCGGUGUUUAGACCUAUUUGGCCGGAGAGGCCCGUCACGCCGGAUGAUGUGCACCUUGCGGAGCGCUGA
Messenger RNA from Cladophialophora carrionii CBS 160.54, 1284 nucleotides. RefSeq lists its product as uncharacterized. Bases 1 to 1284 code for a protein of 427 amino acids. The record is from RefSeq and is a predicted model, not a curated record. The transcript has a single exon. NCBI's taxonomy places the organism in Eukaryota, Fungi, Ascomycota, Eurotiomycetes, Chaetothyriales, Herpotrichiellaceae.